Molecule: messenger RNA, 1497 nt
Organism: Zea mays
Lineage: Eukaryota; Viridiplantae; Streptophyta; Magnoliopsida; Poales; Poaceae
Product: ZF-HD homeobox protein
Exons: 1
Coding region: 154-1239 (361 amino acids)
Biological process (GO): regulation of developmental process; regulation of DNA-templated transcription
Cellular component (GO): nucleus
Molecular function (GO): transcription cis-regulatory region binding; DNA-binding transcription factor activity
Source: RefSeq, marked validated
ACGGACCUUACGUCCUUACCUGUUGUUUUCCUCACCUCCCUUGACCCGUCGACCGUCGUCCCAUGCUAAAGCCCAGGGUUAGGAGCUAGAGGUAAUCUCUCCCUCUCUCCCCGUCUCUACCCACCAGUCAAGCCCAGUGGGGGCGCCGCGCGCAUGGAAGCGAUGGACGUCAAGUACAAGCCCGUCAUGUUCCCCAACGGCGCCGCCUUCAAGAAGGCGAAGCCGGCGGCCGUGGCGCCGGCCGGGGAGCCGCUGUACCGGGAGUGCCUCAAGAACCACGCCGCGAGCCUGGGCGGGCACGCCGUGGACGGGUGCGGCGAGUUCAUGCCCUCGCCGGGGGCCAACCCCGCCGACCCGACGUCGCUCAAGUGCGCGGCGUGCGGGUGCCACCGCAACUUCCACCGCCGGACGGUGGAGGGUUCCCCGCCGCAGCCUGCGCCCGCGCCGCUGGCGCUCCCGCCGCCGCCGCCGCCGCCGCCGAGCGUGCUGCACGGCCAGACGCACCGCGGCGGGGAGGAUACGCCCGAGGACCGCCACCCGGGGGUAGUCGACGCCGACGACCCCGAUUCCGACUCGGAGGGCUCGGAGUACGACGAGGAGCGGUCAGUGUCCCCGCCACCGCCGCACCACGUGCCGGCGCCGGUGGCGCAGCAACCCCCGCCGCCGUCAUACUUCCCGGCGGCGGCGCCGCACCAGCACAUGCUGCUCUCGCUUGGUCCUGGCGCCGCGGUGGCGGCCGCGGCGCAGAGGCUGGCCCCAGCCCAGCUGACGCCGUCGAGCGCGCCGCCUCCCGGGGGCGCGAUGCCCAGGAAGCGGUUCCGCACCAAGUUCACCGCCGAGCAGAAGCAGCGGAUGCAGGAGCUGUCAGAGCGGCUCGGGUGGCGGCUGCAGAAGCGCGACGAGGCCGUCGUGGACGAGUGGUGCCGCGACAUGGGCGUCGGCAAGGGCGUCUUCAAGGUCUGGAUGCACAACAACAAGCACAACUUCUUGGGCGGACACAGCGCCCGCCGCAGCGUCUCUGCCUCCUCAGGCGCUGCUGCGCUCCUCCAAACCCCAUGCGCCAACGCCGGCGCUGCUGCACCGUCAUUCAACCCGUCCAGGCUCACCCCUCCCCCUCCCGUCCUCACAUCGUCCCCGACCGGCUUCAACAUCAACGGCGCCGCCUCCUCCUCGCCGCCCACCGUCACCGCCGACCACACGGACAACGCCAACGGAGCUUCAUCGCCGCACUCCGCUUAAGCUAGAGAGGAGAGGGAAGCGAGAAUGGAGAGACAAACAUGCUUAAUUUCAGUGGUCACUUGUUUUUCUUUCUAUUUAGACCUUCCAUCUAAGAAAUUAGCCCCAACAAAACAUGCCGCCAUGCGCCAUGCCUAGAAAUCCAAGCUUCCUCCCCUGUACUUUAUGCUCUUGGGAUCUGAUGAUGAUGUUGAUGCUGAUUUAGGAUUAGAUUAUCUCAUCUCAUCCCAACCACAAAAAAGGUAGCCUCCUUGGUGGUUC